GUCACUGUACAACCUCUGCGCCCUCCUCGAGCUCUGUCCUUUUCGACGCCAAAGUUGCAUUUUCCAUCGGCGAGAUGUGGAAGGCUACACGUCCCGUUGAAUACCCAUUGGAAGCAAAAUACAGGCCUGUUCUAGAGAGCUUCCUUCCCAAAGACCCCAUGUCUUUGUUCAACCUGAAGAGGCUAUCCCCGAAAGAAGAGUUCCCCAAUCUUGAAAGGAACUACACCUGCAUGGGCAAAAUACUAACUCUCAACAUGUACACACGGCAAUUCAACAGAGCCACUGAGGCUGGAGUUAUCUUCGAUGAUGUCAUAAGACCAGGCCUCGAAGAUCCAGGCCAGCCCUCGGGGCCAGUGAAGGUAGGCUGCGUGGCAGGGGACGCUCAGUCUUACAUCCUGUUCUGCGACUUCUUCGACCGCAUCAUCGAGGCUUACCAGGGCUACAAGAUAACCAAUUUCCAAAACAGCGACUUCAACUUCAACAACGUGAAGGGCGGGGAUGACUUUGACAGCAUGUAUGUGGAAAGCUGUGAAGUAUGCAUUAGCCGCAGCGUGGAAGACUUCUCCUUCCCCACACACUGCAGCAGAGGCGAGCGCAGAAGACUCUUCUCACUGGCCAAAAAAGCCCUCAGUCAGUUGGGAGAAGAAUUCCCAGGCUGUCUGUACUCCCUGGAGGAAAAGACACAAGGCAAUCUGGGAGAGGUUCUGACAGCACAGAUCCCGUCUGCCCUCAUGAUCAAGAACGGAGUGGCAAGGGAUUGGCCCGACGCCCGUGCAUUGUGGGUCAGCAAGGAUGGGAAUCUAAUGGUGUGGAUUAAUAUCGAAGACCACCUCCAACUGGUGUCCAAGCAGACCGACUCUAACAUAAAGGAAGCCUUUGAGCGUGCCUGCGUCAACGUGCUUAAACUGGAGGAGCUGUACAAAAAGAUGAGACAUCCAUUUGUAUGGAAGGAUCACCUUGGUUGGGUGGUAAGCUCUCCAGGAGAUGUAGGAACGGGACUGAGGGCCAACAUCCGGGUGAGGUUGCAGCGUUUGUCCCAGCACAAGCGCCUGGACAACAUUCUGGAGAGACUGCGCCUCUGCAUGGAAAGCACUGAGUCCAGUGGGGUGUAUAAAGUUUACAAUAUACCAACCAUUGGAUUCACUGAAGUGGAGCUGAUGCAACUGCUGGUGGAUGGUGUCAAGCUGCUGAUUGUGAUGGAGAAGAAACUGCAGGAGCCGGACGGGAGCAUCGAUCACCUGGUCCCCGCUCAGAAGUAG
Messenger RNA from Megalops cyprinoides (Indo-Pacific tarpon), 1259 nucleotides. Its product is annotated as creatine kinase M-type-like. The transcript is spliced from 9 exons. The record is from RefSeq and is a predicted model, not a curated record. Lineage: Eukaryota; Metazoa; Chordata; Actinopteri; Elopiformes; Megalopidae. Gene Ontology annotation, molecular function: creatine kinase activity. Bases 75 to 1259 code for a protein of 394 amino acids. Gene Ontology annotation, biological process: phosphocreatine biosynthetic process.